Messenger RNA from Cyprinus carpio (common carp), 1164 nucleotides. RefSeq names its product pancreatic secretory granule membrane major glycoprotein GP2-like. The transcript is spliced from 5 exons. NCBI's taxonomy places the organism in Eukaryota, Metazoa, Chordata, Actinopteri, Cypriniformes, Cyprinidae. The record is from RefSeq and is a predicted model, not a curated record. Bases 90 to 773 code for a protein of 227 amino acids.
UAAAUGACGCAGGCUGCAGAGGGACCCUCGAGAAUGGCAGACUUGUGUUUCAUUUUGACAAUUAAGACCACAUAUGUGGUACCACUCUGAUGAGCAACAGCACUCACUUCAUCUACCAAAACUCAAUUCAGUGUACUCCGAGAAACACUGAGCAGAGCGUCAUUACGAGAGAGCGAUGGAUGAACAUUACAUUUUCUUGUGUGUACCCUCUGAUCCAGAACCUAUCUAUGAGCAGUGUUAUCCAAGCUGAAGGAAGUGAGAUAAGUGAGGAGCCUCCUGCUGGCCAAGGCACAUACCAGAUACGCAUGAUUCCCUACCAUGAUGCACAGUUUACUAGCCCAUAUGAUGGGGAGGUGGAAAUACAGGUGGACCAGCAGAUGUAUGUGGCGGUUGAUGUGGAAGGAGUGGAUCGCAAUCAAAUCGCAACAGUUCUGGACAACUGCUGGGCCACACCGGUUAAUGAUAUUGACUACCAUCUGCGCAGGAAUCUAAUUAUACGAGAAUGCCCGAACCCUGAAGAUGGCACAGUGGAAGUUCUUCAGAAUGGUAUUGAUACUACGAGCCUCUUCUCCUUCAGGAUUUUAACCUUCCCAGGAAUCUCUGACCACGUCUUUCUGCACUGUGAGGUUCAUCUUUGCCUUGUACAGAGUGGCAGAUGUGCAACGUCAUGUGACCAUGGAUACAGACGUAGAAGGCGCAGAUCUCUGGACUUCCACCACUCGGCAGCGAUCACCGUGGGUCUCAUGAGGGGUCCCAGUAACCCUGCUGAAUGAAAGAACCUGCAUUUAUCAUCAAAAUCUUCAAAAAUGACAUUGAAAUAUCAUUUGAAAGCACUUCCUUGUCUUGAAACAACUACAUUUAAAACAGAGACACAACACUUAUAAAAACUAACUGCUAGGUGAAAAAGAUGGAAAAACAAUUGAAUUGAACCCAGGCUUUACAAAUUAAUUUAUGUUUUUCUGUGCAUUAUUUCAAAUAGUAUCUUUGUAAUAACUCUCUGUAUGUAUUGUUUUAUUGCUAUAGAAAAAGUGUUUUUGAAACAGUAUAUACAAAACUAAAUUCUUUGUUGGGUGGAUAUAACUAAAAUUUACUACUUAUGGAAUUAAAUUAGAGAAUAACUUUGUCUGUCUUUCUGCUUGUUGAAGGAGUAAUCUUGGAACACAA